CGCCAUGUUUGUACCUAAAUCCGAAUCCUGGAUCUCAAAUGACAAUUUCUCAAGGAUCAUCAAAUUGUCGUUACCUAACUCAAGAUGCUGCAACGUUUUCCUAAGCGAUUCGAUCGAGGAUUUGGAAGUACUGUUCAGGCAAUUCAGAAGUAUCUAUCCAUACGAGUACCUCUUGAAACGAAACGAAUGUGACGGCUACUUCUUGCUGGGAUCGAGUGACACCGAUGUCAUGGAACUUAUAUCAAAGAUAUCGUCGUUGCAGCCGCAAACUGAAGUUUUGAUUAUCAUAAAUAGUAUUGUCUCUAACGAUUCAAGUAUAUUUAACAGCUCCCUAUACAGAGACGCGGACGUGAAUAUCGUCUCUAUGUCUGGAAUAUGGAAGUUAUCGGAAAAUUAUUUAAAGCCCCGAAUAUUUACUAAGCUUGAAAGGUACGAGGACAUGGCGCAUGAUUACAGCAAAAUGAAUUUCCGUGGCAGGGAGAUGCAAGUCUGCAGCAUAUUUCGACCUCCUAUGACUUAUUUCAAUCGCACGGUUAAUAAAACCAUCGAUGGGGUGCUGACUGAAGUUUUCAUAACAGAUAGAGAUUUGGAUAAAGAUGGCGUCGAGAUGCAGCUGUUCCUCAUCAUGGCUGAAAAACUAAAUUUUACCUGGUCGAUAAGAAAACCUAAAGGAAACUUCAAAUAUGGUAGACGGGUCAACGAGACUGUAUGGAAGGGUGGAAUGAUAGAAAUGUUACAUAAGAAACAGGUGGACAUGGCGUUUGGUAGUAUUUGGCUGACACAUGAUCAGUAUAAAUUUAUUAACUUAUCAGAAGCGUGGUACCAAGUGUAUCUACACUUUUUGGUGCCUCGUCCACGUCGAACCACCAGCUUCUGGGCCCUCGCUCGACCAUUUUCUACGAAUGUGUGGUACCUGUUGGUAUCGGUGAUUAUCACUCAUAGUCUUUACACGUGGACGAGGGCUUGGAUUGACCCGAAAUAUCCAAAACGUUUUCGAAAUUUCCUAAUUACCCUGACGGAUCUAAUUGGCUAUUUACUGAGCAGUACAGUACCGAAAACUAUCGCGAACAACAAACUGCAGAUACUUCUAUGGCAGACCGCCGGUUGGUUAAUAAUUACCGCUUAUUGCAGCAGCCUAGCAGCCAGCCUGGCUGGUUCUGAAUACGAGCCCAGAAUCGAUACCAUCAAACAAUUUCUUGAUGCGAAUUUAUGGUGGGGAGAGGAGGGUCCGCCGCCGUUUCGUGAUUAUUUCGAUCUUACGGAUCCGUACGCGGCGCAGCUGCCAAGUAGAUACAUUAAUACGGAGAACAGCACGCAAACGGAAGCCUUAAUUAAACGGGGCAAUUUCGCGAUUAUAGGAAAGAUCAUAGACACAUGCUUCUUUCCGGAGAAUAAUGUGACGAAUGAAGAUCUUAAGAAUUACAGGCUGAUGAGGCACUCCGUGGGCCACCAUUACGCGGCGUUUGCUGUUCAGCCGUGGCUAUUGGUGCCAGUGAACAGGUUAAUACUAUGGCUGAGGGAAACUGGCAUCACUAUCUGGCAUUUGCGUAACGUGAUUCGUAAGAGAAACAACUAUAACCUUCGCAAAGUUCUCGUAGAGCAGGACGGAUACGAUGGAAGCACGCAAGUACUCGGAUUGACUCCGCUCGGUGCUGGUUUUUCAUUGCUUCUAGUUGGUUUGUCGAUGUCAAUGUUAGUGUUCUAUCUAGAGCUCAAGUAUGCUGCUCGUAAAUCAAACUCUAUCCGUGACAUUCUUCGGGAUAUUGAUAAAAAACGCUAAUUCAAAUGCAAAAUAAUAUUUUAAUAAUUUUAAGAAUAUGUCACAUACGGAUAUUUCUUUCCAUGUAAAAAUAAAUCACUUAUUUAUGUCAUGAUUUUUCCUGCAACGUUUCAAAUACGUUUUAUGACCGCAAGUAGCACUUAGCAAAAGUCAAAAGUCGGUUUGUAUGGACUCUUAAUAGAUUUUUAAUGACUUCAGUGAAUCAUAUUUGU
Messenger RNA from Megachile rotundata (alfalfa leafcutting bee), 1992 nucleotides. RefSeq names its product Ionotropic receptor 76a. Gene Ontology annotation, cellular component: membrane. Lineage: Eukaryota; Metazoa; Arthropoda; Insecta; Hymenoptera; Megachilidae. The record is from RefSeq and is a predicted model, not a curated record. Gene Ontology annotation, molecular function: ligand-gated monoatomic ion channel activity.